GCCUCCCCCGAGGAGGGCCUGCUGCUCCCGGGGGCGCCGCGCGCCGCCGGCGGGCCGGCCGGCGCCCGCGAGGGGCCCGAGGGGGCCGCGGAGGCGCAGGCGCGCGAGCAGGGGGCCGCAGGCUGCCAGCCUGCGAGGAGGCCUUGGCUGGCCCGGGCCGUGGCCGGCGCGCUGGCGCUGGCGCUCGCGGCGGGGGCGCGGGCCGCCGCCGCCGGGGGCCGCGCCGCCGCCGGGCCCGCGGGGGCCGCAGGCCGCGGGUGGCGAGGCGCGCUGCAGGCCGUGGAGGUGCCAGACACGGGGGCAGUGCCACCCUCUUCGACCUGGCCGCGGAGGAAAUCGCCCAGCAGCUGGACUCUGGCUACUGGCAGGUCGCUCAGCCGCACGUGACCAUCAGGAAUGCCCGCAACACGUUUGCCGAGGUCGUUGGGCACAAGGACAAGUGCGACAUCGUGUCUGGCACGUCCGCGGGCGGGUGGGUACAGCUGUCCGCCCCCAGCAGCUACAUGAUGGAGUCCAGGAACGACGUCGAGCUCCUGAAACGCAUACAGUUCGCGUGGCUGACGCAGCCCGGGGAGGACUGCGGUGGCGCGGGGUUCUAUAUGAUCGAGUCCAUGGAGCUGUGCCAGGCCGCGGCCCUGUCCAUGGGGCUGCACGCCCAGGUCCUCACCGUCAAGGGCACCGCCGCGGGCGCCCCCCCCGAGGGCUGCUGGGUCCUGCCCCCCUUCCAGCCGGUCUGGUCGCCUGGCGGCGGGAGCGGAGGCGGCACGGACGCCCAGCCGCUCUGCGCCAGCGCGGAGCCCUGCAGGCCUCUCGAGACGAAUGCGCUGGCGACGACGACGACGACGCCUGAAGCCCGUCCCGUCACGACCACCUCCACAGAGGCAGCCAGCACGGCCACGUCGACCACCGACCGCCAGACAACCGAGUCAACCACCCUCAGGACGGACUGGCCCGCGGGCUCGAUGUUCUGCUUCCUGAUGGCGCAGGUGGACGGUGGCUACGAGAGGGACCUCAUCGAGAAUGCCAAGCAGAGGGGGCUGAGCAUCUACAACGCCGGCUGCGACGAGCACCUCACCAUCACCGACGUCGAGAUAGAGAUCUGUGGCAUGGGCUCGUGCGAGACGACGGCUGCAAUCGGCUCCUUCGCGUGCAAGAAGGGCGACUGGGGCUCCUGGGCGAAUGCCGAGGUCUUCCUCAGGGGCUGGCGAGCCCUGAACGACGAUCAGCGGUACAGACAUCACGACUGGACCGUCAAGGUGGACGCAGAUACCGUGUUCUACCCUGACAGGUUCCCGCUGCACAUAAACAUGCUCCAGCUGACAGGCGCCCGCUCCGUGUUCUUCAUGAACUUUAUGCCCGGCUAUCCGGUGGUCGGGGCCCUCGAGGCGGUCUCCACCAUUGUGUUGAGAGCCUUCUUUGACCAGUAUUCCACCAAGUGUGACGACCUGGCUAUAGGCGCCGCCGAGGACUACUGGUUCUGGAAGUGCAUGGAGCGACUGGGUGCCCAGAUGAUCCAGGACGACGCGCUUCUCCAGCACGAGGGGCACCCCGCAGGCGACAAGUGCACGGACGGUUGGUUCGUGGCCAUGCACCCCUUCAAGACGGUCGGCGAGUACAACGCCUGCAUCGACAGGCAGGGCUUCGGCACGUGA
Messenger RNA from Prorocentrum cordatum, 1652 nucleotides. Lineage: Eukaryota; Dinophyceae; Prorocentrales; Prorocentraceae. The record is from the annotation of a GenBank genome assembly.